This is a messenger RNA of Exserohilum turcica Et28A, 1620 nucleotides long. RefSeq lists its product as uncharacterized. Gene Ontology annotation, molecular function: transmembrane transporter activity. The record is from RefSeq and is a predicted model, not a curated record. Gene Ontology annotation, biological process: transmembrane transport. The coding region runs from base 1 to 1620 and encodes 539 amino acids. NCBI's taxonomy places the organism in Eukaryota, Fungi, Ascomycota, Dothideomycetes, Pleosporales, Pleosporaceae. The transcript is spliced from 4 exons.
AUGGACAACAAAGAAGAAGCACAAACUCAAGAACAUGUUCCAGAAGAAGUUUUCGUGGAACCAACUGAGGUUCAUGUUAGAACUAUCAUAGCGGUGGCUGCUGUCUGCUUGACGAGCACUGCCCAACUCAUUUCCAUUGUGGGCGGCGGGAUACUCGCUCGAGGCAUGGCAACCAGGCUCGGUGACGCUAGUGUAUCGCAGUGGUUUGGAACCAUCAAGAACAUCUUAACCUUGGUCGCUAUCCUCCCAGUCUCCCAGGCCGCAGAUUUCUGGGGCCGAAAAUGGUUCAUCAUAGUCUGCAACGCGCUCGGCGUGAUCGGGUAUAUCGUCGUUUCGCGAUCUAAAGACAUUACUACAGUCAUAGUCGGCUUUGUUAUUGGCAGUGCUUCGUUUGGCUGUCAGUCUUUAGCCUAUGCUAUUCCUUCGGAAGUCUUGCCUCGGAAGUACCGUGGUUAUGGCCAAGCUGCAGCAAAUAUAUCCGGCGGAUUGGGAGCUACGGUUGCAGUCCUCAUGGGCAAUGCUCUUACGAAACAUAACCCUGACGGCUGGCGGAUAUAUUGGUAUAUCUGCGCUGCCGUCUACUUUCUCGGCCUUGUAUGCGUCUUCUUCGGCUACAACCCUCCGCCUCGCCUCGUCCUCCUUUGUAUGGCUCUCCAAUGGGCUGGCAAUCCAUACAGAUGGUCAAACAUUCAUGUUCUCGCGCCUCUGAUUAUUGGCAUCUGCUUUCUUGUGGCUUUUGGCCUGUGGGAGUGGAAGGGUACUAGUGAAGGCAUUCUCAACCAUCGGUUAUUCCAGCACAGAAACCUGCCCAUCUCACUCCUUCUCUUCUUUACUGAAGGUCUUACUUUCCAAACGGUCAACAACUACUUCAGUUUUGAACUCACUACGAUCUCUCACAUCACCUCCUGGGACGCCGGUCUUCGGUUCAUCGUAGUUUUCCUAAUCUCUGUUGUCAUCGCUUUUAUAGGAGGCGCCUACAUCACAAUUCGGAAGACGAUCCGAGAGACUUUGGUGCUCGGUUUCUCCGUCGUCACCGCUUUCUGCACCGUCAUGGCAUUCUACAAGGAAAGCCUUCCCUUAGCCAACGGCUUUGGCUAUGCGGUCCUUAGCGGAACGGGACUGGGAGUCAUUUUGACUGGUACGAUUGUGGCUGCACAGAUGGGUACUCCUCCAGACAUGAUAUCCCUCGGUACUGCACUGCCCUUGGCCACAAGAUCCUUAGGAGGCGCGGUCGGCCUCGCUAUUGAUAAUGCAAUCUACAGCAACACUCUCGGCGACAAACUAGCCAAGAAGAUCUCUGCAGCCGUAUUGCCGCUUGGGUUCAGCGCAAGCCACUUAGGAGCCCUGAUCAAAGCGCUCGCAGCGAAUUCGCCAACUGUCAACUCAAUCCCCGGAAUCACGCCACAGAUCCUCGCUGCCGCUCGCCAUGGAUCGACUGAAGCAUAUAGGCUGGCCUUCAAAAAUCUCUGGACUUCCGCCGCUUGCUUUGCAGCAGCUGGUGUCAUCGGUUCAAUAUUCAUUUCAGAAACGCAAUCUGAGUUCACAGAAUACAUCGACGCUCCUGUCGAGACCAAGCGGCUGGCCGUGGAUGAGAAAUUAGCAGACGAUGCUACGAUUUGA